Messenger RNA from Gadus morhua (Atlantic cod), 1784 nucleotides. RefSeq names its product cytokine receptor family member b4 (gene crfb4). The record is from RefSeq and is a predicted model, not a curated record. Gene Ontology annotation, cellular component: plasma membrane. The transcript has 7 exons. Gene Ontology annotation, molecular function: protein binding; cytokine receptor activity. Bases 105 to 1085 code for a protein of 326 amino acids. Gene Ontology annotation, biological process: cytokine-mediated signaling pathway. NCBI's taxonomy places the organism in Eukaryota, Metazoa, Chordata, Actinopteri, Gadiformes, Gadidae.
CUUGGUCCGUUGGAUGUGUAACUCACACACCAGCACACACCCACACUCACACGCUGGAGACAAGGAAAUAUCAACACGACAGGUGUCCUCUGACCCGGGACAAAAUGAGGACAUUCCUGACUGUGAUAACACUUUGUUGUGCGACAAAAGUGGUUCUAUGUGCUCUGGAUGAACCAAGGAACGCCCGAUUGACCUCCUGGAACAUGGACCUUGUUCUGCGGUGGGAUUCGCCUGGAGACCCAGCGGUCCACUAUACAGCAGAGUUCAACUCGACGGUGUUCAAGUUCAGGCCUGGUUGUGUUAACACCAGUGCCCUCUACUGUGACUUCACCGAUGAGGCCAGUUCCCUGACCGUGUACGGGACGUACAUAGGUCGAGUGAGGGCCCAGCGGGGUCAGGAGAGUUCCGUCUGGGUGGAGAGCGGGCCCUUGACCCUGGAUAAGAACACCACCAUAGGUCCCCCCAACGUCACCCUGGUCUCCCAUGGGGUCCACAUGACCAUAAACAUCAGAGACCCUGUCUUCCGUAUCUCAAAGAUGAGGGAGGUCUACAACCAAGCCAGCUACAACAUCACCUACUGGAAAGAGGGCAAGGAGGGCAAGGCCCAGAGUCUAAUUGUGCAGCAGAACCCAGUGGUCCUGAGUGACCUGGAGCCCUUGAGCCGCUACUGUGUGAAGGUGCACAUCAGCUUGCAGCACAACCACAGAGCCGGCGACGAGAGCAGGGUCACCUGUGAGAAGACGGCUGACCGAGAAAGGACUCCGUGGCUGGAGGCAGUGCUGAGCUUUGUUGUCAUGGUGAUGGUGGUGACCGUGGUGGUGGUGGCAGUUCUCUAUCGCAAGAGGCUCUCCAGCUUCCUCUGUCCCAGCGUCUCGCUGCCGCAGCACUUCAAAGAGAACGUAUUUGAGACCUCCAGUUCACCCAUCUCCGUGGCCAUGGAGAACUAUCGCCCCCCUGUGGAAACUUACGACCAGGUCAACGUCAUGACCACGGAGCACAACACGGACGAGGUGCGCCCUCUAGCGGCGGAAGAGGACCAGUGCAGUGCUCGAUUUCCAACCGCAGAGUACCCGAGGCCUGAAUAAUGGAAAGUGUGCCUUAUAGAAGCACAACAUGAUGUGACCCGAGAGACGAAAGCUGAGCUGCUCGGAUGUGGUGCGCGGUCGAGGUUUCAGAAAGCCUGUAUGGAUUACUCUGGAAAAAGUGAUUUUGUUUCAGAGAGCAAUGGAUUAUAUUGAAUUGCAACAGCCGAAUCCAUUCAAAGUCCAGGUGUAAACUGGCUGGGAUCCCAGGCUCAACGUGGCUCUGAGAGGGGAAUGAAUCCACGCUGAGGGUUUCCCCUGGACCAGAGUGACUUCUCAGUCGGACCUGUAGCCUGUUGUACCGCAGGUCAAAGGGUCCCCCCGGAGCUGGACGGAGCCAUUAGAGACAAUCGAAUGAACAGAGGGUUAUUUUAGAUCCUAUUUUCCACUGUGGAAGGUAAAAAGAUACUGUUAUAAGAGUAAGACCUUGCCUGCAACCAACCUUGAACACAAAACAUGAAUCUUACGGUUUGGAAUGUAACUGGAUGAAUGAUUUAUAGUUGUACUGUACGGCCAUUAAAAAAUAUAAUUGGAAUUAGAUAUAACUAUCAUGUAACAGACUACUGUGAGAUUGGCUGUCUGUACAAACAUUGAUCAGAGUCAGUCAGCCAACUUUAAACUGUAUUAUGUAUUGAUACAGUUUAGUCUGUAUUUUUUAAAACGUUAUUAAUGGGCAUGCAUGCAUACAAUAAAACACUUAAA